AUGGUGAACCUCGGUAAUUUGCUCGCAAGAGGUGCCGAAGGAGUAGAUCGUGACGCAGUGCGAUCUGUGGAGCUGUAUAAGCACGCUAUCGAGAAGGGUGAGGACGUCGAUGCGAUGAUUCACCUCGAUUUUUUGCUCGCAAAAGGUGCCGAAGGAGUAGAGCGUGACGCGGUGCGAUCUAUGGAGCUGCUUGAGCGCGCUAUCGAGAAGGGUGAGGACGUCACUGCGAUGUUUAACCUCGGUGUUUUGCUUGCAGAAGGUGGCGAAGGAAUUGAGGGUAACGCGGUGCGAGCUAUGGAGCUGAUGAGCGCGCUAUCGAGGAGGGUGAGGACGUAA
Messenger RNA from Chondrus crispus (carragheen), 336 nucleotides. Its product is annotated as Sel1-repeat containing protein. The record is from RefSeq and is a predicted model, not a curated record. Gene Ontology annotation, molecular function: protein binding. NCBI's taxonomy places the organism in Eukaryota, Rhodophyta, Florideophyceae, Gigartinales, Gigartinaceae. The transcript has a single exon. The coding region runs from base 1 to 336 and encodes 111 amino acids.